Messenger RNA from Drosophila serrata, 758 nucleotides. RefSeq names its product sterile alpha motif domain-containing protein aveugle (gene ave). Lineage: Eukaryota; Metazoa; Arthropoda; Insecta; Diptera; Drosophilidae. Gene Ontology annotation, molecular function: protein binding. The record is from RefSeq and is a predicted model, not a curated record. Gene Ontology annotation, cellular component: cytoplasmic side of plasma membrane. Gene Ontology annotation, biological process: cell surface receptor protein tyrosine kinase signaling pathway.
AAUUGGUGAUAUCGAUGUAUCGAUAAAGGUGCAACGGGCUUAAUCGUGCCUUGCUAACUUAAGUAUUUUUUAAGUGUUAAAAAGCUCAUGUUUACCUUAAUCCCAACUAAUAAAUAAUAAUUUUGCUACUAAAACUUAAUUGAAAUAAUGUCUUCUAACUGAUCGUAAGGAAUAGAAGGAACACCCAAGAAAGUUUUAAAAUUAAAAAUAAUCUGUAACUAAUUUCAACUGAAAUAAUUCACCACGAUUUUAAGAUGUUUCGAUAGGAAAGUAACUACCACAAAUCACGACAUUCGACUUGCAUAUCGAUAAGUUAUUUCUCCCAGCCCUUGAUUCUAUCGAGUCUGGUUUGUUUUUCUUAAAAAAUUCCAAAUAUUUAAAAUAAUUGUAAAUGGGCGAAGAAACAAGCAAUUCCACGCAAAAAACACGGACAAAGACCACGCGACCUAAGGCGGUUUACCUGUGGACAGUGAGCGAUGUGCAAAAGUGGUACCGCCGCCACUGCGGCGAAUACACCCAGUACGAGCAGCUCUUUGCCCAGCACGACAUUACGGGAAGAGCUCUGCUACGCAUCACAGAUUCCUCACUGCAGCGAAUGGGCGUGUCGGAUAACCGGGAUCGAGAAGCCAUUUGGAGAGAGAUUGUUAAGCAACGACUCAAAACGGACAUCAUGGAAAUCCGCGAUAUGGAGAGACUCAACAUACAUUCGUAAUUGUGAGCUUUCUGUUCUAGUUAAAUUUUGUUUUAGAUGUAGAAUA